Lytechinus variegatus (green sea urchin) is the source of this 2976-nucleotide messenger RNA. Its product is annotated as ankyrin-1-like. Gene Ontology annotation, cellular component: cytoplasm. The transcript has a single exon. The record is from RefSeq and is a predicted model, not a curated record. Gene Ontology annotation, molecular function: protein binding. Lineage: Eukaryota; Metazoa; Echinodermata; Echinoidea; Temnopleuroida; Toxopneustidae. Bases 1 to 2976 code for a protein of 991 amino acids.
AUGUCUCUCAUUGAUCAGGGAGCACAAUUUGAUAUGGCUGAUAAUAAGGGUAUCACACCUCUUCACAGGGCUUCAUCGAAUGGUCAUCUUGAUGUCGUGAAAUAUCUCAUUGAUCAAGGAGCACAAGCUAAUACGGCUAAUAAUGCGGGUGGCACACCUCUACACAGUGCAUCAUUGAAUGGUCAUCUUGAUGUCGUGAAAUAUCUCAUUGAUCAAGGAGCACAAGCUAAUACGGCUUCUAAUGCGGGUCACACAUCUCUCCACGGUGCAUCAAUGAAAGGUCAUCUUGAUGUCGUGAAAUAUCUCAUUGAUCAAGGAGCAAAAGUUAAUACGGCUGAUAAUGCAGGUAUCACCCCUCUCCACGGUGCAUCAUUCAAUGGUCAUCUUGAUGUCGUGAAAUAUCUCAUUGAUCAAGGAACACAAGCUAAUACGGCUAAUAAUGCGGGUGGCACACCUCUACACAGUGCAUCAUUCAAUGGUCAUCUUGAUGUCGUGAAAUAUCUCAUUGAUCAAGGAGCACAAGCUAAUACGGCUGAUAAUAAGGGUGUCACACCUCUCAACAGUGCAUCAUUGAAUGGUCAUCUUGAUGUCGUGAAAUAUCUCAUUGAUCAAGGAGCACAAGCUAAUACGGCUGAUAAUGCGGGUGGCACACCUCUCAACAGGGCAUCAUUCAAUGGUCAUCUUGAUGUCGUGAAAUAUCUCAUUGAUCAAGGAGCACAAGCUAAUACGGCUGAUAAUGCGGGUGUCACACCUUUCCAAAUUGCAUCAUUGAGAGGUCAUCUUAAUGUCGCGAAAUAUCUCAUUGAUCAAGGAGUACAAGCCAAUACGGCUGAUAAUGGGGGUGGCACACCUCUCACCAGGGCAUCAGCGAAUGGUCAUCUUGAUGUCGUGAAAUAUCUCAUUGAUCAAGGAGUACAAGCCAAUACGGCUGAUAAUGCGGGUGGCACACCUCUCACCAGGGCAUCAUUGAAUGGUCAUCUUGAUGUCGUGAAAUAUCUCAUUGAUCAAGGAGUACAAGCCAAUACGGCUGAUAAUAAGGGUGGCACACCUCUCACCAGGGCAUCAGCGAAUGGUCAUCUUGAUGUCGUGAAAUAUCUCAUUGAUCAAGGAGUACAAGCCAAUACGGCUGAUAAUAAGGGUGGCACACCUCUCACCAGGGCAUCAGCGAAUGGUCAUCUUGAUGUCGUGCAUUAUCUCAUUGAUCAAGGAGCACAAGCCAAUACGGCUGAUAUUGCGGGUUUCACACCUCUCCUCUGGGCAUCAUUGAAUGGUCAGCUUGAUGUCGUGAAAUAUCUCAUUGAUCAAGGAGUACAAGCCAAUACGGCCGAUAAUGAUGGUAAAACACCUCUCUACUAUGCAUCACAACUGGGUCAUCUUGAUGUCGUGAAAUAUCUCAUUGAUCAAGGAGCACAAGCCAAUACGGCUGAUAAUGCGGGUGGCACACCUCUCCACUGGGCAUCAGCGAAUGGUCAUCUUGAUGUCGUGAAAUAUCUCAUUGAUCAAGGAGCACAAGCCAAUACGGCUGAUAAUAAGGGUGUCACACCUUUCCACUGUGCAUCAUUCAAUGGUCAUCUUGAUGUCGUGAAAUAUCUCAUUGAUCAAGGAGCACAAGCCAAUACGGCUGAUAAUAAGGGUGUCACACCUCUCCACUGUGCAUCAUCCAAUGGUCAUCUUGAUGUCGUGAAAUAUCUCAUUGAUCAAGGAGCACAAGCUAAUACGGCUAGUAAUAAGGGUGUCACACCUCUCCACUAUGCAUCAUUCAAUGGUCAUCUUGAUGUCGUGAAAUAUCUCAUUGAUCAAGGAGCACAAGCUGAUACGGCUGAUAAUGAUGGUAAAACACCUCUCUACUAUGCAUCACACCUGGGUCAUCUUGAUGUCGUGAAAUAUCUCAUUGAUCAAGGAGCACAAGCUGAUACGGCUGAUAAUAAUGGUAAAACACCUCUCUACUAUGCAUCACACCUGGGUCAUCUUGAUGUCGUGAAAUAUCUCAUUGAUCAAGGAGCACAAGCUAAUACGGCUAAAAAUGCGGGUAUCACCCCUCUCCACGGUGCAUCAUUGAAUGGUCAUCUUGAUGUCGUGAAAUAUCUCAUUGAUCAAGGAGCACAAGCUAAUACGGCUGGUUAUGCCGGUGUCACACCUCUCAACAUUGCAUCAUUCAAUGGUCAUCUUGAUGUAGUGAAGUAUCUCGUUGAUCAAGGAGCACAAGCUAAUACGGCUGAAAAUACGGGUCACACACCUCUCCACAGUGCAUCAGUGAGUGGUCAUGUUGAUGUAGUGAAGUAUCUCGUUGAUCAAGGAGCACAAGUUAAUACGGCUGAUAAUGCGGGUACCACACCUCUCCACAAGGCAUCAGUGAGUGGUCAUCUUGAGGUAGUAAAGUAUCUCAUUGAAUUAGGAGCUGAAGUUGACAAGACCGGUAGUUUUGGCCAAACCUCUCUUACAGCGGCGUACACCAUGGGUCAUCUUGAUGUCGUGAAGUAUCUUAUUGAUCAAGGAGCACAGCUUGACGAGCCUGAUGAAUCUGGCAUUACUAUUCUUAAGCGUGCAUCAUGGCAUGGGGAUCUUGAUUUAGUUAAGCACCUCGUUCGUCAAGGAGCACAAAUUGACAAGGCCGACAAAGAAGGCACAACAUCUCUCAUGGCUACAUCAAUCCGGGGUCAUCUUGAUGUAGUGAAGCAUCUUAUUGAUCAUGGAGCACAGGUCAAUAAGGCUAAUGAGCCUGGCUGGACUUCACUUCAAUAUGCAUCAAUCCAUGGUCACCUUCAUGUUGUGAAGUAUCUAAUUGACCAGGGAGCGCAGAUCGACAAGACAAAUAAAGAAGGCGAAACAGCUAUCCACGCAGCAUCUCGGGGCGGUCACAUCAACAUUAUUAAGUAUCUCAAGAGUCAACAAGCAAGAUUAGGGGCCGGAUCAAAAGGUAAAUACCAUAUCACUGUUAGACAGUUACAUUAUUUUCGAGAAAAAAGGAUGACUUGA